Messenger RNA from Aureococcus anophagefferens, 936 nucleotides. RefSeq lists its product as hypothetical. The record is from RefSeq and is a predicted model, not a curated record. The coding region runs from base 1 to 936 and encodes 311 amino acids. The transcript has a single exon. Lineage: Eukaryota; Pelagophyceae; Pelagomonadales; Pelagomonadaceae.
AUGGAGAGGUGUAAGAACGGGGGCUCCGACGACGGGCACCGCGACCGCUUCGAUCACCGCUUCAUGAUGAUGCGCCACGGAAGGCGCGGAAUCGGCGGGAAAGGCCUCCAGCUCCACGGCGAGCGCAACAGCGGGACGAACUACUUCGAGAAGCUCUGCCACGCGAACACGUGCGGCGCGUGCGAAACGGGCUCCAAGCACAACAUGGCGGAGCCGCGCUCCCAUCGCUUCGGCGGGGGUUCGACGCUGCACGUCGUCAUCACGCGGAACGCCGUCGACUGGCUUUUGUCGAUGUGGCGGUACCCCGUCCACUGCGGCCACCACUGCGACCUCCCGACGUUCUACGCGUUCAUCUCGACCGAGUGGGGCCCGCCGCCCGACGGGUCCAAGUCCUGGGCCGGUCCCGGCGUCAAGCCGAGCUGCAGGGGCUUCGCGCACUACAAGCAGACGGACGGCACCUACCCGCGCGACCUCCUCGAGCACCGGAGCCGCUGGGUCCGGAGCUACCGCGCCGCCGCGGGCGCGCGCGGCCGCGAGUUGGCGGCGAGCGACUGGCUCUGGGUGCGGCACGAGGACCUGUCCGCCGACGGCGGCAUGGGCUUCGCGCCGAUUUUCCAGAAGCUCUUCGACGCGGGGCUCCUCGUGCCGAGCGCGCGGUUCCCCGAAGGGAUGCGGGGGACGACGAGCCGCUCGCAGGUCGACGCGAAGGCCAUGGCGAGCCACUCGGCCUACGUCAAGCUCACGGCGGGCAUCUGGCCCCGGUUCACGGAGGCCCAGUUCGAGCACCGCCGGGGCAUGAUCCAAAAGGAGACGUUCGAGCGGUACGGCCUCGCGCCGACGUUUGACCAAAAAGUCCUCGCGCACAUCCAGACCGCCGUCGACGCCGCGCUCGAGGCCGAGCUCGGCUACGACUACGCCUUCCCGAACCUAAAGUAG